AUGACCCAGGAAACGCCAUGGUGGAAAAACGCCACCAUUUAUCAGAUCUACCCCGCUAGCUACAAAGAUUCAAACGGUGAUGGGAUUGGAGAUUUACAAGGAAUACUCGGCCAAUUAGAUUAUAUCAAGUCACUCGGCGUUGAUGCGAUAUGGAUUUGCCCUCAUUAUGAUUCCCCGCAACAUGAUAUGGGCUAUGACGUCGCGAACUAUGAAGCUGUAUACGCACCCUAUGGCACCGUGAAAGACGUUGAAGCCAUAAUCGCAGCGAGCCACGAACGCGGAUUACGAGUCCUCCUUGAUCUAGUCAUCAACCACACAUCAGAUCAGCAUGCCUGGUUUAAAGAAUCACGUCUUUCCAAAACAAGCCCUAAACGCGACUGGUAUAUAUGGCGCCCAGCUAAAUAUGACGCAGAUGGUGCUCGCCGACCACCAAACAACUGGCGCGGUUUUUUUGGCGGCAGUGCCUGGGAAUGGGAUGAAACUACACAGGAAUAUUAUCUCCACCUAUUCGCUGUACAGCAACCAGAUGUGAACUGGGAAAACCCAGAGACAAGAGCAGCAGUUUACGAGUCUGCAAUGGAGUUCUGGUUGCGCAAAGGCAUCGAUGGAUUCCGUGUCGAUACAGUGAAUAUGUAUAGCAAGGAUCAAUCUUUUCGAGAUGCGCCCGUUAUCGACCCCAAGAAUAAAUUCCAACUAGACCCUUCGCUGUUUUGCAAUGGGCCUCGAAUUCAUGAAUUCUUACAUGAAAUGGGCCAGAUACUACUUAAGUAUGGUGCGUGUACGGUCGGAGAACUACCAGCUACACCAGAAAUUGUCGAUGUGUUGAAAUACGUGUCCGCAAAAGAGCAGCAGCUGAGCAUGGUCUUUCAAUUCGAUAUAGUCGACAGUGGAAAGGGAAAGGACCUUCAGUAUCAGACUACUCCACGAAAUUGGACAUUGUCUGAUUUUCGUGAGCGUGUAAGACGGACACAAGGACUGAGCGACGGCUCAACCGACGGCUGGAGCACAAGUUUUCUAGAAAAUCAUGAUCAAGCCCGAUCAAUUUCACGAUGGGGAAGCGAGAAAACUAUAGAAUUGUGGUCUCUUAGCGCGAAAAUGCUUGCAAUGCUUGUUGGUACUCUUUCAGGAACGCUAUAUGUCUACCAAGGGCAGGAGAUUGGUAUGGUCAACGCCCCAGAAGAUUGGCCAAUAUCCGAAUAUAAAGACCUUGAUAGUUUGAACUACUAUAACUACGUGAAGGAGCAGACAGGGAAUGAUCCAAUUGCAAUGAAGACAACAAAGAUUGCUUUAGCACAUCUUGCUCGUGAUCAUGCACGACUUCCAAUGCAAUGGGACGAUACUCCGAAUGCCGGAUUUUCGACGGAGGGCGCGAAGACCUGGAUGCGAGUACAUGACAACUACAAGACAUUGAAUGUUAAGCGACAGACAGAUGAUCCAACCUCAGUGUUAUCCUUCUGGCGGGAGUUGCUACGUAUUCGCCAUGCGCACCCUAAGCUUUUCGCUCAGGGUUUGUUCAGGGACACGGACCCAUCUCAUGAGUCUGUCUUUUUGUUCGAAAAGAUCUCCGGCGAGCAGAAGCUGGUUGUGGCAUUGAAUUUUACUGGGGGAGACAGUUGA
Penicillium angulare is the source of this 1617-nucleotide messenger RNA. RefSeq names its product alpha-glucosidase. Gene Ontology annotation, molecular function: alpha-amylase activity. NCBI's taxonomy places the organism in Eukaryota, Fungi, Ascomycota, Eurotiomycetes, Eurotiales, Aspergillaceae. The record is from RefSeq and is a predicted model, not a curated record. Bases 1 to 1617 code for a protein of 538 amino acids. The transcript has a single exon. Gene Ontology annotation, biological process: oligosaccharide catabolic process.